This is a messenger RNA of Drosophila mauritiana, 1768 nucleotides long. Its product is annotated as nuclear speckle splicing regulatory protein 1. Gene Ontology annotation, biological process: regulation of alternative mRNA splicing, via spliceosome. Bases 89 to 1252 code for a protein of 387 amino acids. The record is from RefSeq and is a predicted model, not a curated record. The transcript is spliced from 2 exons. Lineage: Eukaryota; Metazoa; Arthropoda; Insecta; Diptera; Drosophilidae.
GCAGCGUUGCUGUCAGCAGUUUUGCACCCUUGAGGAUUUUCCCUGGCCGCUUCAGACGGUCUUACUAAUUAUUCAUAAAUAAACAAAAAUGUCAAAACAAUAUGGCCUUAUUUUACCCGGCCAACAGAAGAAAGUACCUCUAAAACGAGCCGAAAGGCCCUCGAUUUUCGACGAGAACAGCGAGUCCGAGAGCGAUGACGACCAACAUGCUCCGCAAUUGCAGCCAAGAGCCGGCGGCGUAUCCAUGGGUCCCAGUCUAAUGGAGCGCCGCGUGGCCCGCCGGCAGCAGGAGAAGGCCCUGGCCGAGGAUCCAACCAUAUUCCAGUACGACGAGCUGUACGACGACAUGGACAGCAAACGCGAGGAGGCCAAGCAAACGAAGAGCCAGGAGCCGCGGAAACCCAAGUACAUUGGCCGGCUGAUGGAGCAUGCCGAGCGCAGGAAGCUGGAGAAGGAGCUGCGCAUCGAACGGCAGGUGCAGAAGGAUCGCGAAGCCGAGGGCGAGAUGUACAAGGACAAGGACACCUACGUGACUGCCACCUACCGCAAGAAGCUCGAGUCCAUACGCCAGAUGCAGGAGCAGGAGCAGCGUGAUGAGUACCUCGAGGCCAUUGGCGAUGUGACCAAGCAGAAGGAUCUGGACGGCUUCUAUCGCCAUCUAUACGAACAGAAGAUGGGCGGUCCCGCCCAGAAGGAUGUCGUCAAGCCAAAGACGGCGCCCACCACCGACGAGGUGGCGUACAAGCCCAUUAAGGCAGAGGCUGUCAAGCAUCGAAGCUAUCGGCGACGUCGCCCCUCCGAGGACGAGGAGGAGCAGACCAAGAGCAAGUCAGACGUAGGCUCGGAGGCCACGAAGUCAACGGAUCAAACGGAAGGCAUACCAGCACAGGCACAUUUGACCAACAACAUUGAUGCCGAUUCCGAUUUUAGCAUAGACGACUCCAGCGAUGAAGAAGACGAGAAGGAGAAUGAGAAGGAAAAGAAUAAGCUGUCCCAGGUCAGAAAGGAGGAUAAGGACAAGGCUCCGGAAAGUUCAGAGCCCGCUAAACCCAAAGAACCCGUGGCAUCGCAACAAUCCCCCACCAAAAAGGAAGAUUCCAAUGCCGAAGUGGACGAGAAGGAUCUACCCGUGCCGAAAGUCACCAAACCGCCUGUGGACCGCACACUCUUCUGGCGCAAGAGGACCGUGGGCGAGGUCCUAGCGGCAGCCUUGACUCGCUACGAGGAACGCAAGCGAGCGCGCCUGGAGUAAAAUGCAUCCAAUUAAAGUUCGAGUUGUGGGAAAAACAAACCAGUGAUUUCUGUAUUGUCUGCUUAUUAUGCUAAUUUCAAUUUGUCCCAUGCUCAUAAAUAAUUUAUGUGCACGCCAACGCUCUUAGCAGACCCUUUUCGGUGCAAAUAUUUUGCAUAAGUUGCAACAGAGUCCCCCAGCCAGCCCGUUUGCACUUUUCAUCUAAAACAGAGGACAGAGAAAAAAAUGGGUAAGAAGUACAAGGCAUGACGGAUGAAACCGCAGGAAAAGUUGGGGCGAACAACACUGGAGGAUGAGGAAGUGCCUGAAGGAGCAGAACGCGAAGAUAUUCCAUUUAUUUUGUAUGACGACGACACGACGACAAGUAGGAGAGCCAAAAAAAUAACUAGGGCUAGCUCAGAGGAACGAAGCUGGGAAUACCCUUAAAGGUUAUCGCAUUUUCAGGCUAAUAGACUGUUUUUAAAGUAAAUGUUAAAGAUUUCCCCAAGUUGGGUGCCCAAUUCGACUUAUGAUAAA